UCCAGACCGAUCAGUUGAGAAUUUUUCGUCCUCAUGGCAUGAUGGUAUAUCACUUUGUGCCUUACUGGAAUCUGUGUUACCCAGCUCCUGUCCAGGUUACAAAAACUUAAAAACACACAAUAGAGUUAACAACUGUCGACUUGGAAUUAGACUGGCACAGCAAUAUCUAAAGAUUCCCCAGGAUAUGGUUACACCAGAAGAAAUGGCCAUUGCAAACAAACGUACAGAACGUAAAAUCUUUAAUUUCAUUUCUACUAUAAAGUGGGCAUCUGAAAAGAAAUCGAAAAAUGAAAUCGAGAUAACUGGAUCCAGUUCAAUUAGUAAACCAGUUGCCUGCUGUACGGUUCAGGGUUCAGGGUUAAAGGCAGGAGUAGUUGGUCGUAAGACCAAGUUUACUGUUACCAUCUCCAAUGUCUUUGGUAUGUUCGACAUGUAUUUACAACUGAAAGGUCCCAGAAAUGAAGUAUACAGUGAAAAAAUUGUAAGUCUGCAUCAAUCCAGCGAAACUAUUCUAAACAAUAAAAAUAAAGUCGUUAAACGUUUGAAUCCGGACCAAAAAAUACCUGCUGGUGAUACAAAGGUUUUAGCCUACUUAGAGGACAGCCAUGGCAACACUUAUGUUAGAUGGAAGAAUGUAACACAAUACGGUGGCCAUGCUGUAUAUAACGCAUUCGAUUUCAAUUGCACGUGCAGUAGUGAGGGUUGUUUUGCAAUGUCUUUUACACCUGUGUCAGCAGGUAUUCACACUUUGUCACUUCGUUGGCAAGACAAACACGUGGAUGGAUCUCCAUUCAAAAUAAAAGUUUAUAAACUUAGUGACGUCAAUAGACGCGGAAUAUCAGAGUCAACCGGUAAACGUCUUUUAUUAGAUUCACUCUCAAUGUCUUUUGAUGGAAAUAACUUAAAGGAACACAACUCUACUCCAGAUAAAAGAAAAAUACAAAAUGACAGUAAAAAAAAUUCAGAAACAGUCUCUGCAUCUCCACAACGUAUCCGUAAACAAUAUACUAUAACAAAACGUAGGAUUUUAAAGAAAGUCAUAGCACGAAAUGGAGAAGAAAUUAUCAUCACUGAAAGUCAAACCCCACCCCUUUCUCGCCAAAGUAGUCUAACCGAUGUCUCUGAUUAUACAGAUGAAGACGGAAGUUCAUAUCACAGAACUGCCCAUUCUUCUAGGUCAUCUAGUCCUGCUUUGCUACGAGCAGCGAAGGAUAUAUCUAGUCUGAGACGUCAAAGGUCAAGGUCGUCUAGUCCGAACGUGGAGAAACGAAAAAUGAAUCUAGAACCAACGAUGGCAAGAAUUACGGAGAAAUCCGCAUAUAACGAUGUUCCUCGGACUGAAUCUUCAUUUACUUUGAGUUCUGUAACUACUUCAGAUCAGGAAAGUAAUUCAAACGAAAGUGACGUCAAGAGACCAGUUUCAGGAUUUGGCAAUAAAAUAAGCCAGAAAUUUCUUGAUUGCUGUCUUCAAAGCAUGGCUAAGCGGGAAUAUGGAAUUACACGCCAAAAUUCAGAUAGCGCUAUUCCAAAGUUAGGGAAUACAGAAAACAAACUACCAGGGAAAGAUAAAAGACUUUCAAAUAUAGUUGUACUUAAUCGUUCGUUAUCAGAAUCAAGUCUAGACAAAGACAAAGUACUGAAAAAACUGUUUGUGUGUGCGCAUGGUGAUAUAAUGUCACGUAAUCCAGAAUCACAAGACCAUGAUAAUGGUAGUCCGAAAGCUUCCCCUAAUCUUAAAAUGUUACAGUCUAGUAGUUUACGGAAAGCAUGUUUCUACAUAAGUGGAAAAGCAAUCACCACAUCACAAAGCUUGGCCUCUUGUGGUAGCAUAUCGGAUUCGAUGUCAGGGUCUCGACAAGAAUCAACGACUGAAGUAAACUUACCGCCAAGUUUUAUGCGGAAUGUAGGAUCUAAAUGUUUACUUAUGAAAGAUGAAGAUCAUGGAUUACAUCAUACUGAUAAAUGUAAAAAUGAGAACUCAAAUUCACAAACUGAAAUCAAAGAAACGACGAAUCUGACCCAUUUUAACGAAGACGGAACAUUGAACAGCGACCGCGAUUACCAAACAAAAUGUUCAAAUAUUCAUAUCUUUCCUAAAGAUUUAACAGAAAAAAAGAAUAAAGAUUUGAAACCUCUAAAGAAAUUAAACAUAAAAGAAGCCUCAGAAAAAUUUGAUGUUGAAAGCUGGCUUCAAAGUUCACCACUUAUUGAGCCCGACAAAUCUGAAAUGUAUGAUGACGAACUAAGUUCCACCAAGCAACCGCAUGCGUCCUCCUGCAUGGUUUCAAAUUCGAUGUAUUCGUUUCCGCUCUCACAUACUAAUGAUCCCGAUAAACAGAUUACAGAAUAUUCUGUUAAAGCUGUGCCAAUGAUGGUCGAAUCUUCAGGUGAAUUUACAACUCCACGUUAUACAACAGAAAAGGUUAUAGCACGACGAACAAGGAGUAAUGACAUAGAUAUGAAGGAAAAGGUUUAUUUUCGGAGAACAUUUAGCAGUGACUCAAAACGAGGAAACUUACAUAAACAGGCUUCUGUGUUCCCAGAUGCAGACAAUGACCCUUCGUUAGACGAUGUAAGUAGCUUCUUAUCAAAUGAUUGUCACAGUAUAACUUUAUCCACAUCGAACAAUCUUCUUGAAGAUGAAAUAGAAGGUACAAAUAUUAGAAAAAAUAAUUCAUCAACAAACUAUUUAUGUAGUACAAACAAUAGCAUUGAAAUAGAAAAUACUGACAUGCGGAACGAUCAUUCAUCAGUAUUUCGGACUAUCUCUAAUGAGACCAAACAAGUCAAGCCAUUUGAGACUCGAGUUGCUAUAGUAGUUCCAAGGGUUAAAUGUGACAAGGGUACAGUUGUAUACGCCAAGGAUAUCGUAGAGGAAACAAAAUGGGAUUCCGCCUUUGAUUACUGUAACAUAUUUCGCCGUAGAACGUGUAUGAAAAUGGCAGAGACGAACGAACUUAAUAACAAUAAUGAUGAAUUGAUACCAUGCAUCACGAAUAGAGGGCGGAGUUUAUCUGUAUUUGAUUCGCGCAGCAGAGACAAGAAUGUACAUGCAUGGAUAGAAAAGCAUCCUCAACUCCGAGUUAAUAAUGCUCCGAUUCGUCAAUCUACUACGGAAACAACCGACAGUGGCGUUGAUGACGAUAACGGCAUAUUGUCAGGACGACGCGCGUCUCUGUACAGCAACUUCCGGUUUACUGGGGAUAAUCAACAUCAAAUUCUUUGCAGACGUCCAUAUAAAGGAAAGAUUCCCCUGGAUCCGAAACUGACUAAAAGUAGUAGUAAGCCAAAUGUAUAUGAUCUAGAGACAACAGAUAAGUUUGAAAAUUCUCAAGACGAAGAACAGCAAUCACAUGCAAAUCCAGAAAUGCAAGAACAUUUGAUUUCAGAUCGACAAUGUUUUAAUGAGAACGCAACGCGACAUGACAUAGAAAAGAAUGACAUCAUUGAUGAUGCAAAGCUACACUCAAAAUCAAAUGAGAACGGUUCUCACAAUAACUUUGUCGAUGCAAUCGAUAAGGCUGCAUAUGAUGAUAAAGAUAUAAACAACGUAACUUGUUCACGCAAUGAUGAAAUAAAUUUAGAAGACACAACGCAACGUACACACACGGAAUAUCUUAUAAAUAUCAACUCAAAUGUGGCAUUAUGUAAAAACGCAUUACAAAAGAAAUCCACAUCUUCUUCUAUCAGUAUUGACGAGUCUUAUUAUGGAUUUGGCGUUACAAAAGACAAUAGGACCAAUUUACUUUCUCAUUUGAACGACUUCCAAAAUUUAGAUUUGAAAUCCACUCAAACACACCGAAAAGGACGUGACAUCGAUGUUAUGUAUAAAAUCAAAAUGGCAGAUGAGGUAUUUACUAAUGACUCUUGUAGGUCCUUCUCUCCGAAAAGUGAACACUCCAGUCGCAGUCAACGUAUAUCUUCUUCUGAAGAUUUUUCGGAAAUCAGUAAUAAUAGUUUGUCUAAGGACAUUUCGAAAAGAUAUACAAGCACAUUGGAUCAUCCACUUUUCCUUCAAAUUAAUGACGUUAUUGUAAUGGAACGCAGCACGAUACCCCCCUUUGCACACGAUGAAAUGUUUUGCAGCGACGGCGAGAACGAGGCAUUUUCAUCUUCUGUUUCGACUGAAGAAGAUGAUGAUUUUGUGUGCAAGGCGGAUGGCAUUGGAUUAGUUGAGGGUCAUGUCGGAAUGAAAAAUAAUUUUCAGGUCUGGACAAAUGCUUUAGAUAAUGGUUCCCUGUCUGUUAACAUCUAUGGUCCGAGGUCACACAGUGUAGUAGAAACCUGUGUAGUUUAUACGGGAGAUAACCUAUAUGAAGUCAUAUAUGAGGUUAGACAUCCGGGCAUUUACAUCAUCUGCGUCAAAUGGUCGGAUGAAAAUGUACAAAAUAGUCCAUUCACAUGUAGGAUUACAUAUUGACAUCGGUGUAUAAGUUAGUUAUAUGUUGAUGGCAAUGUUUCGUUAUAUUAUCCACCACACUAAUUUACUAUGAUGGAGCGGGAGGGAGGCAAUAGGGGGUCCGUUAACAUGUUAACAACACCUCGAUUUUGGCAAAAACAGUUAACAAAAAAUGCAAAAAUGAUGAUAACAGUUAACAAAGUGGGUUGAAAACAGUUAACAGCUUAAAUUAAUCUCAAUUAACAUUUAACAACACCUUUAAACGGCCAAUAACAUGUUAACACAGAAAGGUAUUGCCCCCUCUAUGAUGUAUUUACUUGUGCAAGUUUAUUAUAGAUUAACUUUGCUAAUAUGCCAGAAGUUUGAAAUGUUAGCCGUCAAAGGCAAAGGAUCUGGAUCUGAGUAAUGUAACAUAUAAUUGUUGGCUGGAAUCUUUGCAUAACAUACACAUUGUUUAGCUACAUAGUUCAUAGUUCAAAUAUCUGCAUACUAUUCUGAAUUGAGUUAUUAUCAUUAAUUCAUUUUGAAAAUGAGGAAUAAUUUUUAAAUUUAACGAUAAACGAUACAUGGAUGCUCGAGCAUGGAGUCGCUCAAUGCUCGAUUUUGAAAGGCAAAGGAUAGGAACGCCAAUUGUGUUUUAUGUAUUGAGAAGCGAUCCUACUUCAGAAUUUCUUUUUUGCACAGGCAUAUUAAGACUUUCAGCGACAAUCAAAACGACUGUAUUUCUUAAAACUUUUUUUCUAAAAUUUUAUGUUAAUUCUUGUUGCAUAUAUAUGAAUUUUUAUUCGUAUCACAAGGAAGCAUUUAAGGAUCAUAACGCGCGCAACUAAAAUGUACACACUAUUGACAUCUAGAUAUUAAAUAUGACGUUGUUUUAUCGACGUAUCUACAUAUUCAUUCAUCAUAAUGUCCUUCAUCUAGAUGUGUAUUACAGCUCAUGAUGAGCAACUGAUUAGUUUUAGGGUACCGAAAUUACAUGUGGAAAUCGCUUGGUACGUUAUCCAUGAAACGCUCAUUUUUGUUGACUCAUCAUGUCUCGCUCCUUUUAGGGUUCGGUCAAGGGGCUUUCAGUAUUUGUUUUAUUAUUUACUUGAUUUGUCUCUUCUUUAUUGAAUUACUAGAUUGGAACAUUUGUCAUGUUUGUUACCUUUGGUGGUAUUAAUUUGAAGUGUAGAGAAAUCUAUCUACUUUUAGACUUCUACUGUGAUGAAUCGCCUCAAUAUUUUUUGUAGUGGCAACAUGAAUUUGUUUUAAAUACAAUGUGUAAAUUUCUCUUGUUGUACACGCCAUUCUUUUCUAUUGCAAUAUUAAACUUGGAUAACUGAAAUUUAAAGGCAUACAUCAAUGUAUACAGAUAAGUUGAUACAAACUCACUGUGAUAAUGUUUUGUGUGCAUUUAUAUUACUGCAAAUGUGAUGAAAUACUGUAACCAGACUCAUUCCGCAGAUACUUUGAUUUAUUUUUAACCCUUUUUAGCCGACCUUGAUGCAAAUUGAUUUUUGUUUGUUUUUCACCUUUUAUAUAUAUUCAUAUUCGAAUGUCCGAAGUUGGAGAUUCAUUAAAGUAAUUGCCUUGUUUUCUCUAGCAAAAAUUCGCAGGUGAUGUUGUGCUAAUUAGAUAUAAUUCUUAUCGUGAUGAUUCAGUAGCAUUCAUAAAACAUAGCAUUACAUGUGUCUGAUUUUGUUGUAUGGUAUGACAUAUUUAUUUGUUUUGUUAUUGUUUUUG
Mytilus trossulus (common blue mussel) is the source of this 6124-nucleotide messenger RNA. Its product is annotated as serine-rich adhesin for platelets-like. The transcript is spliced from 3 exons. Bases 185 to 4420 code for a protein of 1411 amino acids. Gene Ontology annotation, biological process: actin cytoskeleton organization. Gene Ontology annotation, molecular function: actin filament binding. Lineage: Eukaryota; Metazoa; Mollusca; Bivalvia; Mytilida; Mytilidae. The record is from RefSeq and is a predicted model, not a curated record.